Molecule: messenger RNA, 1380 nt
Organism: Limulus polyphemus (Atlantic horseshoe crab)
Lineage: Eukaryota; Metazoa; Arthropoda; Merostomata; Xiphosura; Limulidae
Exons: 10
Coding region: 139-1380 (413 amino acids)
Source: RefSeq, a predicted model, not a curated record
CUUUGUACCAUCGAAAGCGUCAAGACUACAUACGGUAGUCUAGUCAUUGUUGCCACGAGCAGAACUGAGAAUACGUGCAGUUUGACAGUCUUUGUUAUACGUACAACUAGAGCGCUUCUCUUAGCUCAAAGCCCAAAGAUGAAACUGACUGUUGUUGUGGUGAUUGUUAUCGUUGUGACAUUACAACAGGGCAGAGUCCUCCACAGUUUCCACGUGUCCCCAAAAUCACACUCCAAGACGUCUCCAAAUAAGUUUAUAUCUGUUCAUGCCGCCUGUAGUCGGCAGGCUAUUAUGGCAGCAGUGGUGUUAAAGGAUCUAUUUCGUGGAGCUGUCUAUGCUCGAGGCUAUCCCCUGGAGUGUCGAGCCGAAGGGAAUAAUUCAAGAGAAGUCCAGCUUAUCAUAGACGUAAACGAAUGUGGAACAAAACUCACCAAGGAAGAGGAUGGUUCUCUAUCGUAUGAAGUGCUCCUUUAUGUUCAAUUCGACAAGAAUGUCCAACAAGCCAUUGAUGAGCAAGUCCGAGUCCAAUGCUCACCACGAGAGAUAACCGUAAUUGGAACCAUGGGGUCCUCCGACGCAAGUCAUCACGUAGGACGUGAACUGCACAGGGCUGGAGGAAUGGAGGCUCCAUCCACAUCUGCAAUACCAACUUUAAAGAAUUCCUCUCAGAGUCUGAAUUGUUGGAUGGACAUCUUUAAGGGCAGGCUUCCUGACAUUCAGCCAAUAACCGAAUUUGUCAACGUGGGAGAAGAGGUUACCAUGUUAAUCAAAAUUAGAGAAAAACCUGGUACUGUGACGAAAGUAACCAACUGCAUAGCGCAUGAUGGAGCCAAAGAAGUACAACAGGCGUUGAUAGACGAUAAUGGCUGUUCGGUUGAUAAAAGCAUAAUUCCAGACUUGGAAGAGAAAUUCAAUCAAAAAACGGGAAUAAAGAUGGUAUACGCUACAUUCAUGGCCUUCAAGUUUCCUGAUCGAGAUAGUCUUCAUCUUGAAUGCAACGUUUUGAUAUGCAACGACUCUUGUCCCUUGUUCCCAUGUACGACCCGGACUGGACCAAAGCGAGCAGAGCGAUCAGCUAGUGGUCAAGUAUUCCAUUCUUUCCCUGGAGAGGUUGUAUUCAAUUCUGUCGAAGUUAAAGCUCCAGCUGUCGAGAUUGGAACGUCCCUUAAACAGCAGUCUCCCGAACCUGUGUCUGUCUACAACAACAUUGAUCAGGUCUGUCUGACCCCUACAAAAAUGAUCGUUACUGUAUCAAUCCUACUGGUCGUCUUAGUCAUAGCUGUUAUCAUCAGUAUUUGUAUGUGCGUGCGGGCUCGAGAGCUACAAAAAAGAGCUUGUCAACAAGUUGGACUAGCCUACGGUCGCGUUGUUAAUUUAUAG